CCCAAAAAAAGGAAAACAAAUUCUUCAACUCCUUUCUCUCUCUGUCCUUCCUCGCCAGAAAAAUGGCCGCUAUGCAACACUCUCCGGUCACGUUCCAGUCCAGAUCUCUACCAUCGGCGGCCAAAAGCCUAUCGAACAAGCCGCUGAACCUCUCAUUCUCUGGCAACUUCCCCUCCUUCAGGCUGACCAACAAAGUUGCUGGGAAAUCUCGAUCCGGCGCCUCCUCCGCUAGAAUGUCCGCCACCGCUGCCGGAAGCUACGCAACCGCCCUCGCCGACGUCGCGAAGUCCAACGGAACCCUAGACACCACCGCGGAAGACGUUGAGAAAAUUGAAAAAGUCUUGUCCGAUGAACAGGUACUGGGUUUCUUCUGCAACCCUACGAUUGAUAUCGAGAAGAAACGCAACGUUUUGGACGAGAUAGCGAAGACAUCGGGCAUCCAACCACACACCAUGAACUUCCUGAACAUCCUGGUGGACAUGAAGCGAAUCGAUUUGAUAAAAGAGAUAGCGAAGGAGUUCGAAUUGGUGUACAACCGGCUGACGGAUACGGAGUUGGCAGUGGUGAGCUCGGUGGUGAAACUGGAGUCGGAGCACUUGGCGCAGAUAGCGAAGCAAGUGCAGAAGCUGACUGGCGCCAAGAAUGUGAGAAUCAAGACGGCGAUCGAUCCGAGCUUGGUGGCUGGCUUCACAAUCAGGUAUGGAAGUGGCGGUUCCAAAUUGAUUGAUAUGAGCGUGAAGAAACAGCUUGAGGAAAUUGCUGCUGAGCUGGAGUUGGGGAAUAUUCAACUGGUUUGAUUUCAUCGCUUUUUCAAAACAAAAACAUGUUUUGAAUUAAUUUUAAUUUCAUGUUUUGUCAAAGCGGAAUUAUAUGUAUGUUCAUCAAUUGAUUCUUAGAAUAUAAUAGUUGUUGGGGGAGCGAUGAUCUU
Vitis riparia (riverbank grape) is the source of this 928-nucleotide messenger RNA. Its product is annotated as ATP synthase delta chain, chloroplastic. Gene Ontology annotation, molecular function: proton-transporting ATP synthase activity, rotational mechanism. Bases 63 to 797 code for a protein of 244 amino acids. The record is from RefSeq and is a predicted model, not a curated record. NCBI's taxonomy places the organism in Eukaryota, Viridiplantae, Streptophyta, Magnoliopsida, Vitales, Vitaceae. The transcript has a single exon. Gene Ontology annotation, cellular component: chloroplast thylakoid membrane. Gene Ontology annotation, biological process: photosynthetic electron transport in photosystem II; photosynthetic electron transport in photosystem I; proton motive force-driven ATP synthesis.